UGCAUCCCUAUUGGUUGAGCUGUUACGACAGGCCUGGGCGCAAUUAGCAGCGAGCGGCGGCGGUGGAGUCAUUGCUGAGUGUGGGCUCAGGCGGAGUAGACAUGCUGUGGGCAGGGAGUAGUACAACGUGCCCGAGCUGAGGAGCUUUCCCUCCCAGUUCUAUAACUACGUAUGAAGCUCAGUGCCCUGAAGCGCUGCGUUAUGGGGAGCGUGCGGUGGGCGUUUCAGUGCGGCUCUUGGUGUCCCAGUCAGGCUGAAUGGCUGCUGUGUGCGCGGUGCGUGCAGCCCGAGGAGAAGCAGCGCAUUGGCCACUUCAUGUUCACUCGGGAUGCUAAAGCUGCCAUGGCUGGUCGGCUUUUGAUGAGAAAGGUAAUUGCAGACAAGCUUCAGAUACCCUGGGACAGAAUACUGUUGGAAAGAACAGGAAAAGGAAAGCCAUUUCUCACUGGUGGAAGUUCUAGCGAGUAUCCAUGUUUUAACUUUAACGUGUCCCACCAAGGAGACUAUGCUGUACUUGCUGCUGAGCCGGACCGGCAGGUUGGAGUGGACAUAAUGAAAACUGAUUUGCCAGGCAGCAGCUCGAUUGAAGAAUUCUUCCGACUCAUGAAUCGGCAAUUCACGGAGAAAGAGUGGAACUCAAUUAGGAGUAUGAACAACGAUUGGGCCCGACUGGACAUGUUCUACAGGCACUGGGAAAUUCUGCUAGAUAACCAGCACCAUGUUGCUGUUGCUUUGGGAGAAUUGGAUCAUCUACAGCAUCAGAGUCCCAAGAUUGGUGAUGUGGCAGAGAACACCUUUACACUGCUCAAUUUUGAAGACUUGAUGGUAUCUGCUAUCCCAAUGUCAGACGAAGAUCCAGAUUACUGGAUUAACUUUCAAUCAAAACAAGAACUUCCAUUUCGCCAAAGAAGAAGUCGCUGACAGAUUUCACCUUCAUGAAAUGGCUUAUUCCAGCAUGAGGCACCAAUUUGAAAUGCACCACUAAAACAAAACAUGGUUCAGGAAGCACAUUAAUAAACCAUAAUGCAACUGUAGAAUCUGGUAGCAACUGCAUUCUAGUGUUUGAUGAAAUUAUAUUUAAUGCUUGAAUCCAGAAUGGUUUUAACUUUGGACAGUCCCGUGAAAUAUGUAAUUAAGUUUCCAAACAGGGUACACAACACUUUAUCACUUUAGUGGCAGAACAAAGAGGAUUUAGUGGGCAUCUUCAUUUUGUCUUUAAUGAUGUGUGGAUUAACCUGAUACAAAAAAAAAAAUACCAAACACCAUGGAUUAUAAAUUUAAGCAAGUGGUUUGCAAUAGUCUACAUGGGGAUUUUUACCAAGGAACAAUACUGGCUCAAAGACAUACACCACUCGCUUACUGGAGAGCCUAGCAGUCGUUUCAGUAAGUAACUACUACCCAGUCCCAGAGCAUCAGUGUAUUUGGUGUUAGGAAUGGAUCUCUCGCUCAGCUAUUUCAUAUCAGGAAACAGUCCACUAUUAAGGACACAUGAUUCGAUAAAGAUACUUCAUUCACCAAAAGAACCAAUUAUACAACAUCAUACAAUAUUCAGCAAUGCCAAAUCACAAAAUAUAGAGGCACAUUUAUCAAAGGCCUAACUCGAAUACAUGUUGAGUUUUUAAAACUUCCAUAAAUUCAAAAUUCGACCAAUCGAAAUUUAUUAUGAAAAAACACAUUUUUUAAAUUAAAACUCUGAUGAAUUUGUGUUUAGGUUCUCCAUGUCACUUUUCAGCAUUAAGCUCCUAAAGGGUAUUGGUGAAGACAGGAUUAGGCAGGGGUUCACUAAUGGGGCAAUGUAAUAUGUUUAGCACAAAAAACUUUCACUUUAACCAUUGGGAACAUUAGUGGCCAAGAUUUUCAUUGUGUCCUUUUUGACUGAUUUCAGACUUUAACGACUUCCUCACAAAGUUUCCUAACCAAUGGCUUUGGUGAACGUGUGCAGUGUAUGUAAUAAAAUGUCUCAAAUGCCAAAAUGUUUUUUGAGACAAAUGAUUUCACGAAACUCCAAGUGUCAAUGCUAACCUUUGUUUAGCGAUAAUGAGCAAUGUAAUAUUUGCCAGAGAAUUAUUUUACAUUGCGAGCAGCGUUAAACAUUUGCACUAAAGCCAUUUUAAGCAACACUUGUGAUUUUAAUUACCUCCCUCCCUUUAGAGUGUUAUCCUCCAAGCCACCCACAAUGUUUCUACUAUACAGAUUGUGACAAUAUCAUGACCUGGAUUCAUAAAAAUCCUACUAGACAUACAGUUUCUAAAUUUAAUUAUGACUUUUAUGCAUUUUACUUUGCUUUUAACUUAUAUUCUAUCAAGUAGACAAGCUCAAAAGGAGAUAGAUAUAUUCUUUAACCCAAAUUAGUUAAAUAUGUUUUUAUAUAGUCUAGGGCGGCCAUGACGUUACCAGGGAAAUAAUGUGCAGCAUCAUGAGAAUUACAUUCCAACAUUGAUUUCAAAGCAUUAACCUCUUUGCUUAAUAGUAUUGCCACUACUAAAUUCUUCUUUAUCUAAGCAUUAAUCACUCACAUUGGGCCAUAUCACAAUGUUAGUUUUAUGACAUGAAUGUGAGAAUGUAAAGAUCAGGGAGUUAAGAUAUUUAAAGCGUAAUCCUGAAAAUAAUGAAAUAUUACAAUGGAAUGAUUGCUGGUAUGCCCCCCCAAUUAAAAAAAACGAUUCAAUGUAAUUAAUCCUUGAUGAGUUCAUGACAAGUACAAUAUUGUAAUGAGCUGCUUCAUGAGGAAUCUGCUGAGCAGUCUGACUCACAGUGGGGUGUGCAAUAGUUUAUGAUUUAAUAACAUAAAAUUAAAUUUCAUGUUCAAGGGGAAUCUUUAUUAACAGCAUGUAAUAAUAAAACUGCUGAGUCGCUCCCUUUAGUUGCAGAUUUUGUUCACUGAAUUUAAUAAAACUGAUCAACUUAAA
This is a messenger RNA of Xenopus laevis (African clawed frog), 2909 nucleotides long. RefSeq names its product aminoadipate-semialdehyde dehydrogenase-phosphopantetheinyl transferase S homeolog (gene aasdhppt.S). Lineage: Eukaryota; Metazoa; Chordata; Amphibia; Anura; Pipidae. Bases 172 to 921 code for a protein of 249 amino acids. Gene Ontology annotation, cellular component: cytosol. The record is from RefSeq and is a predicted model, not a curated record. The transcript is spliced from 5 exons. Gene Ontology annotation, biological process: fatty acid biosynthetic process. Gene Ontology annotation, molecular function: holo-[acyl-carrier-protein] synthase activity; magnesium ion binding.